This is a messenger RNA of Erinaceus europaeus (western European hedgehog), 1166 nucleotides long. It is a transcript of the gene GCSH, whose product is annotated as glycine cleavage system protein H. Gene Ontology annotation, cellular component: cytoplasm; glycine cleavage complex; mitochondrion. The record is from RefSeq and is a predicted model, not a curated record. Bases 110 to 631 code for a protein of 173 amino acids. Gene Ontology annotation, biological process: glycine decarboxylation via glycine cleavage system; protein lipoylation. NCBI's taxonomy places the organism in Eukaryota, Metazoa, Chordata, Mammalia, Eulipotyphla, Erinaceidae. The transcript is spliced from 5 exons.
CGCGUCCCGCUUCAGCCGGCUCGCUCCGGCUCGCUCCGGCCCCGGGCCGCCCCCGCCCCGCCUCCCCGGGUGUCCGAGGCGCUGCACAGCGACCCCGCACCCUGCGAACAUGGCGCUGCUAGCGGCGCGGAAUAUGCGGGCGGCGCUCUGCAGUCUGCGCGCAGCCUCGGCCCCCGCAGCCCAGAGCCCGCUGCGGCCCAGGAGGCUGCACGCCGGCGCUGUGCGGACACUGUGCACCGGCUCCGCUCUGCUGUCGGUGCGUAAGUUCACAGACAAACAUGAAUGGAUAACAACAGAAAAUGGUAUUGGAACAGUGGGAAUCAGCAAUUUUGCACAGGAGGCUUUAGGAGAUGUUGUUUACUGUAGUCUGCCUGAAGUUGGAACAAAAUUGAACAAACAAGAUGAGUUUGGUGCUUUGGAAAGUGUAAAAGCUGCUAGCGAACUGUACUCUCCUCUGUCAGGAGAAGUAACUGAAAUUAAUGAAGCUCUUGCAGAAAAUCCUGGACUUGUCAACAAAUCUUGUUAUAAAGAUGGGUGGCUGAUCAAGAUGACAGUGAGUAAUCCUUCAGAACUAGAUGAUCUAAUGAGUGAAGAAGCAUAUGAGAGAUACGUAAAAUCUAUUGAGGAGUAAAAAUGGAACUCCUAAAUAAAUUAGUAUGAAACACAUUAACAAAAUAAUGUUGUUUUAAAUUAGUAGUGGAUAUAUGAUUUUAAAUUGGAACUUUUAGCAAUAAUAAUGGAACAAGAAAUUAUUUGUAGCAGUGCUAUUGGAAGAAUCUACUCCUUAACUUUCUAAUGAUUGUAUAUGAACACAACAUACAUUUUUUUCCCACAAUACCCUGUUAUUUCUAGGUAAGGCUCCAGUUAUGAUAACCAGAAUUCAUGAAAAUAUCCAUGGCUAAAAAUUAAUUAUAAAUAUAUGUAAUUCAAGGAUAACAUUGUCUUAUAUAAUGUUGUGAUUUGCUUACAUUCAUCUAUAGUCAGAACACUUAAGAUAUUUCCAUUGGAAAUAACUGGCAGUGGAGAAAAGCUAGUUGUGUAAUGCCAGACCAACAGUACUAUCUUAAUUUUGCAGUAAAUUGUGUUUGCUGGUGCUAUUUUUAUACAAUGAAGCAGUAGUCUUGCUGGAAAAUAAGGGCUGUUUAAUAAUAAAACAUUAAACUUCA